CCAAUCAGCGAAGUUACUGUACAUCGCCAUUAUCCAAUCAGAAGCUCAGAAGUGAGUAGCGUAGCCCGCCCACAGACAACAGCCAGUAGUCUGGCCGUAACAACUGUCAUUUAGUGAGUGGACAUGAUGGGGAGGACAGAACGAGAGCUUGAAAACAAGAAUUAAACGUCUCAAGAAGUAUCAUAAACAACUUUUAAAGUUACUAUUAUAGUGGUUAGAGCUUACUUCGUCAUGUGUUAGUAUUUUAUAGAGAAGCAGCAACUUUGGCAGUACGUCUUUCUUCCUGCGUUAGGAAUUACAGCCAGUUUCGAAGGAUGUCAGCCCCCAGCAACUCGCUUCAGCAGCCGAGGGUGAGACGCAGCAAUGCGGGCUCCCCCGGCUCCUUCAACAACAACAACAGCAGCAGCUGCCGUUUGCACCCCAUCCGAGCCACCGUGCCCUACCAGCUCCUGCGCGGGGGUCCGAGCAGCCCUACGCGGGGUUCGCAGACCGUCUACGGUGUAACCACGAACAGCCGAGGCUCAAGUCCACCCUCCAGCCCCUCACUCACUUCGGGAAGUGCAAAUGCUAAGCAAAGACUGUCUCCCGAAAAUAAGGACUCCUCGUGUCCCCCCGACUCUCCGGUUUCCAGAGCAGAAAGGUCCAAGUUACAGGUUCGAAGCUCCAGUGCCAUCAGGCGGACUUCUUCACUGGACGCCAUCACAGGGCCGUACCUCACCGGCCAGUGGCCUCGGGACUCCCACGGACCCUACCCCUCCUGUAUGAAAGACAAAGCCACACAGACUCCGGGUCUGUGGAUUGAUGAGGGAGCAGAACAGGGAAGUCCUCACCAGCGGUCAGCCUCCUGGGGCAGCGCAGACCACCUCAAAGAGCAGAUUGCUAAACUGAGACUGCAGUUGCAGCGCAGCAAGCAGGUCACCCGCCAGAGUAAUAACCGGGAGCAGAGCUCUCUGCAGCUGCAGCAGCAGGCGCAGCAUGGCACGGCAUGCCAGUCACAGUAUAAAGGAACUUCAUCAGCCCUGUCAACAAUCCCUGUGCCAAAAUCCCUCAUAUGCAGGGUGCCCAGCAGUGUGGAGGGCAUCAGCCACGAGCUCGAAAAUGUGUUCAUCAGAGAGGACUGGGAGCAGGGGAUACAGGCCAUGGAUGUGGUAGAUGGCCGCCGUGCCCCCUUCCCUCCACAUCCCUACAGGAGCAGUGGGGACACACGUGACACGGACACUCAGGCCCCUUCAAGUAGGGACUCCAGCCCGUCGCCCCGCCCCCGCAGCCCAGACCACGCCCACUCUCCUGAUGGAAGCCCCUGCUCUGCAGAGGAAAUGGACAAAGAUGGUGUGUGCAGUUCUCCUCUCCCCAAAUUUGCUACAUCUCCCAAACCUAACAACAGCUACAUGUUCAAGCGGGAGCCUCCAGAGGGCUGUGAGAAGGUCAAAGUGUUUGAGGAGAUGGUGUCUGGCAAAUCAAAAGGCUUCCCUCUCUUCUCGUGCCCCGACAAAAACAAGGUGAACUUCAUUCCCAGGGGGUCUGCCUUCUGCCCCGUCAAACUCCUCUGCUCCUCCCUCUUCUCCCCCGUCGUUCCCUUGUCCUGCUCCUCCGCCACCCCAGGUCUCCAUGGCAACGACAGCCCAGGGCCUCAGGUGACCCCAACUCUGCCUACCGCACCACUAGCUUCCUUUCCGGCCUCUGCUGACUGGAGCACCGACACUAGCACAGGCACACACACAGACAGCCCCGACACAGAGGCAGGGGCAGAGGGCUUACAGGUUCUCCUCACCAGCUAGUUCUCAGGGAUUUCUUGGUAUGGCUCUAAAACAAAAAAACACAAAAAAAUCCUUGCACUCUAUUAAUAUUAACGUUAGCCAGCAGGGAGUCCAAGGUCGAGAAUGGACAAACACACAGUACGGUAACGGUACCGGCACCCUGCUGCACGGGCUCGCUGGUUCGGUCGUUGUGAGGAGUGUGCUGACCUUGGGCACCGCCUCCUUUCACCCAUCACUAACCUAGACUUCUGCGCUGUGACAAUACACCCUUAACAAAAAUAGCUACGCCUUCCUUUGCAAAAGAAAAAUACUACUGCUGAAACAAUUGUGACACAUGACAUUUCUUCAUAAUGAAAUUACAAAAAAAAGAAAAAAUGUUCAACAAUCAAAACUGCUAUGAAGUAUCGGACCAUUUCUGCUCAUGCUAUCCAGCAAGCUAAUCUUAAGUACAUGUAUGUAAGCUUUUUGACGGGGUGGGUAAUGCACGAUAAUCUGGCAGUCAGAGGACAUUUCCCCACGUUAACUGCCAUGCUUGCACUUAUUAAGACAUGGUUCAGAAUGAUACAGGCCAUGGCCUGUUAGUUUUUAAAGUAUUUGUAGCUCAAUGUCUUAGUGAAAGCAGCAGUCGCUUGAGUGUUCCACUCAACAGGCCUACAGGCCAAGGUCUGCUUUUGUAGUCUGCUCACUAUUAAUUAGCUCAACACAAAAUGCAAAUAUCAGCCAUUUUUCAGCGACCAAAUAACCAAUCACAAAGCACACAACACCCCCAUUGCCUUGUUUUAUUGCCCCACACUACACAGAAUAAUAACUCAGGUCAUGUGGAAUGUACUUGCUUGGACUAUGUUGCCUUUGCCCGGUGUGUAUGACCUUCUGAAGACAUUCCAGUCUUUUCCAGAGAUGUUUUGUGUUUUCACUGGAGAGGGAGAUGAUUAGAGACUGAAUCGACCAAUUGGUGUCACAUCUUGUGACAGAGGACUUUGGAAUUAUCCUGUUCAGGUUAGCGUUUCAGGUGCUACGAAACAUUCCAGAGAUCGCUGUUGCAUAAGUCAACCGUGAGUACUUGGGUAAGCGGAACUAGCUGCAUAAGCUACACCCUCCCAAACUGAGAUGUUGAUAGUUAUGUCAUCUUCCCCUUAGUUAAAUAUGCACCAAAGCAAAUUGAAAAUCCAAGACAGGCAUGUCUUGGAUUUGAGACGCAAGAGGCACUUUUUUUGUGCCAGACGCAGAAUGUUUGUGUGCAUUUUGUUUUGUUUACACACAUUUUAACGACAUUUAAACACUGGUUCAUAGAGUUUUAAACAAACGUGAUAAUCAUUGAAGCCAGCAUAAGCACUUACCUGGAAGUGAAGUGAUAAUCACUAUUUUAUAUUUAAGACCAUUUUAUAAAACAACCAGACCUUAAGAGUGCAAUUGAUUUUAGUUUGAAGUAAAGCUACACUAACAAUGGUUGUGUAACCGUUUGACUCAAGAUACAGAUCCACCCAGAUGUGCCCUUACGUUACCGCACACGUUCUAUCACCAGCCCGUGCUCAACAAUGAUAAAUAGCAUGGCUAUUUCAGACCAGGUAAACUUUAUUGCUGAUAAUAUAGUAAAUGUUUCAUUCCAAAACGUGGGUCUAUUAAGCCCUGCGUACACCAAAACACAAAUAUGACCAGAAUGCAACGCAUCCCACACAACGUUAGUUGAAUUACUCUCCUCUGCUUGCAGCUUGAAGAGUUUCAAUCAUACUAUUUCAGAUUUUAUUCACACGCUCAUUGUGCAGUGCAGUUGAAAUGGUUGCCAUGUUUGGCAAUAAUGAUUCAGUUCUCUCGUGUACAAUGCAUUUUUAUGUAGAUCUUGUGUGUGUUUUUCAAUAAAGAAAAGAGAAAAGUC
Molecule: messenger RNA, 3630 nt
Organism: Eleginops maclovinus (Patagonian blennie)
Lineage: Eukaryota; Metazoa; Chordata; Actinopteri; Perciformes; Eleginopidae
Product: glucocorticoid-induced transcript 1 protein
Exons: 9
Coding region: 315-1778 (487 amino acids)
Biological process (GO): podocyte development
Cellular component (GO): cytoplasm
Source: RefSeq, a predicted model, not a curated record